AUGGUGCGGUCCUAUUCGCAUCAACUUCCCAAGCGGCAGCAGCCAGCGGAGCAUCACCGACCACAAUCUGUGGAAGCGCGUCUGCGCAGCACGUCGCCCCAUUCUGAGUGGCAGAGCAAGAUCUUGGAGGACCUAGCGAAGAAUUCCAAGCGAGGCGGUGGGCUGCCGACACCUCGCUAUAGGCGAGAGGCUGAGCCCUUCCUGAGCCAUAGCUUCGAAGCUUGCAGCACCGACUGCAGCGACGUGAAACUGCCGGAGGAAGAGACACCAGCAGCUGGGCCUGCUGAGCCAAUCAAGCUCAACCGGUCUCAAAGCUCUUUGGGCCAGUGGCUGCCAGAUGUCAACGAGGUGAUCUCGCGGCUGAGGGCUGGCGCUGACGGCUUCUCCAGCACGGAGAUGGAGAGGAUCAACUCGGCCUUCUCGCGCUUCAAGGACCCUGACACGCCGGAGAUCCACAAGGAUGAGAUGCCAAAGGUCCUCAUGCACCUAGGCUACACGCAGAUCAGCGACGAGCGUUGCAAGUCGUUGGCCGAUAGCAUCAGUCAAUAUCCCAUGCUGGAGAAGAACGAGUUUAUCAUCUUCAUGGAAAAGCAUGUGGAGUAUGAGUUGCAGGCCUUCAAGGAGAUCUUUGAGAGAUUCGAUGUUGAUGGCAACGGCUCCUUGGACGCCGAUGAGCUACACUUCUUCCUCUCCUCCUUGGGCUUCACACCACUGCGGAGUAUCAUCCGAGAGUCCCUGGAUUUGGUGGACCUGGAUGGCAACGGCACUCUGGACUUUGAGGAGACCGUCAUCCUCAUGCAUGUUUACAGGCAUUCGGAGGGAUUCACGCUGGACGAGCUGCAGGAGCUGACGGCAGUGUUCGUGGAACAGCAACAAGCUGGCGGGGUAGCUGGAGACGAGAGGACGCUUCCGGCAGAUAGACUUUCACACCUGCUGCUACAGUUUUUCGGGCCGCGAGCACAGGAUUUCUCCGCGGAGCUUCAGCUUGAGCUUAGCCGUGCUGGCCGAAGAAAGAGCGCUGGUGGCCCGGAAACUGCCAAAGGUCCCCCGCCGGCGCUGACGUUCCAGGAGGCGGUGCUUUGGGCACGACGCUUUCGGGAGCGCAUGUUCGUCAACUAUCGAGAGGUCUUUGAAAAGUAUGAUGAUGACGGCUCCAACUCCAUUGAUGCGAACGAAAUCAAGAAUGUCAUAAAGGAUCUCGGCUUCACCAUUCCACAAAGAACGGUCGAUGAGCUGAUGUACGAGGCGCGGGUACGCGGAGACAUACUGCACACCGCUGAAGUUGGCCUGGACUAUGACAGUUUCGUGCACUUCAUGCAGAUUCUCAACGAGACCGAUGGCUUCAAUCAAGAGGAGAUCGCCCGCAUCACGUCAACGUUCAAAAGAUAUGACAAGGAUGGCAGCGGAGACAUCAACACUAUCGAGCUUAGUGACAUGAUGCGAGAGCUGGGGCAAGCCCCCAGAAUAGAGGAGGUGCGGAGCUUGCUCGCCAGUGUGGACAUCAACGGCAAUGGUGUGCUGGACAUUCGAGAAUUCAUCCGCUUCAUGCGGCUAUUCCGCGAAAGGCAACUGGCACGAGUGAAGCUGAUUUUCAUGAACAGCGCCGACAACUCCGUGCACCCAGCAGUCAUUCGUGCUACAGAGGUGGAGAAGGCCGCCACCAUGCUUCUGAACGAAGAGUGCGUGGAGGUCGAGCACCUGGCAGGCGAAGCCAAGGAUUUGGACUUCGAUGACUUCGCCUCCCGACAGAAUGCGCACUUGGAUCAGUUCCGUGAGAAGACUGUCCACGCUGCCCGGAAGUUUGCGGGGUACUCCGAGAGCGAGGUGGCGGAGAUCCGACAGGUCUUCGACACCUUUGAUGUAAAGCACGUGGGAAACUUGCGGCCCAACGAGGCCAGCGAGCUGCUGAAGACUCUGGGCAUCGAGGUGCGCAGCGUGGAGGAGCGAAUGGCCAUGGCUGACCAGAUCAAACGCGCGUGCGAAUCGGCCAAAGAAGCCGGUGCCGAGGGCGUGGUGGACAACCAGGUGAACUUUUGGGUGUUCCUUCAGCUCUUUCGUGCAAUGAAGCGGAAGCAGGAUGAGGAGAGGGAGCGGAGGCUGAUGCAUGUCUGCGAGGAGGUGAAGUUCAACUCUCAGGAGGUGAGCCAGUUUCAGGAGGUAUUCGACCAUUGCUGGUCUUCUCUGCGAGGUGUAAGUCUCACGGACACGAAGAUGCUGCCGCGGAAUGCCGUAUACAAGCUUCUGCGCAGCAUGGGCAUUCGACUCGAAGGACGAGAUAGGCAAGCGCUGGAUGACGAGAUCACCUCGCUAGGUGGGAAAGACGGGUUGGAUUUCCCGAACUUCUUGAUGCUGAUGCGAUGGAUGGUGGACGUGGACUUCGGACAAAUAUCUUCCAAGAGCCAAAGCUGA
Molecule: messenger RNA, 2409 nt
Organism: Effrenium voratum
Lineage: Eukaryota; Dinophyceae; Suessiales; Symbiodiniaceae
Source: the annotation of a GenBank genome assembly